This is a messenger RNA of Oryzias melastigma (Indian medaka), 1603 nucleotides long. Its product is annotated as trichohyalin. The record is from RefSeq and is a predicted model, not a curated record. Lineage: Eukaryota; Metazoa; Chordata; Actinopteri; Beloniformes; Adrianichthyidae.
UGGGUCCUUAAUCUUUAUUCCAAAAUCCGGUGCCCUGAAAAUUUCCCAGCAGUCGUUGCAAAAACCAAACACUCACUGGAUUUGACCACGAUGCAUUAAAACAAUUUGUCAUUUAGAAAUAAGGAUGAACAUUCAUUAUUUUAAGUCAUCCUUCAUUAUCAGAUCAAAGUGGAUUCAUAAAUAGUCUUCGUAAAAUAUUCAUAUUUUUUAGGUUUUUAUGGGUGACUGACAACAAAUCUGGAGUUUUUUUUUUCUUUAAAAAGUACAGAGCAUGUGUCCAAAUUGUGUUAUUUGAUUCUAUAAAUGACUAAUCAGAAUGAUGUUACCGCAAUCCAGCCGCAAAACUAGCCUCAAACUCAGCUUUAGGAAAGUCCCUCCCCCUUCAGCUGUCUCCGCCAAUCAUUGUUGGAGGCUUGAUCACAUGUCAUCAAUCUGACCAAUCGGAAGUGGUUAACGUCCUCAACUCCUUGUUCUGAUUGGGUGGAGGGUGACAUCACAAUGACAUCACAAUGACAUCAUCAUCUCAUGAAAAAAACAUGUCAUGAUCCUUCCUGUGAUGACCUCAAAAGCAUCAACAAUCCUAGUUUUUUUUUCCUUGAAGCUGAGCAGAAAGACCUUACUCGGAGAACGUGCUUUCUACACUUCGAUCUCAGACGUCAAACAGAUUUGAUCUGAACAAGACCUUCACCAUGGAAGAUACAUGGGAAAUUCCUUUUUUUAACCUGAUUUCCAAGCUUACAUCGCAGCUGGAAAAAAUCCCGACCGAUUCAGAACCCAGGGACCGUCAGGCACCUGUCACUGAAGAGGAACCGGGUGAAACGCUUCCAAGUAUCCCCCCAGAAUUCUUUCUGAUGGGUUUGCUUGAAGAAGUGUCCGCCUUACAGGAAGUCAUUAGGGAUUUCCUGCAGGAAAGAAAGACCUUUGAGUCAGAGAAAAAGGCUUUUCUGGAGAGGAAUAAGUCACGGCUGGCUGAAGGUCCACAAGAGGACGAGAGUUCCACGAGUUCCACACCCCCAGACCAGAAACUGUACGGAAGAGUCUUCUCUUUCUUCAACAGCAGCAACAAUGUGUGUAAUAAGCUGGAAAAGCAAACAGAGAAAGAGUUGAGGAAGUCUGUAAAGGAAAAGAGGGAGAUUCUGGAGAAGGAAAACAAACUUCUGAACAAAGAAGUGAAAGACCUGAAACAAACUAGGAUCAGAAACGCAAACGAACAAAACACUCUGAGGGAGGAAUACGAAAACUUCCAGCUGGAGAAGAAAGAGAUGUCCUUGAUGAGAAAGGCCUAUUUAAUGGACAAAUCAUCCACCCAGAAGAUGAGAGCAGCUCUGGAGGAGGAGAAAAAGGCCAUCCAGCUAGAGAAAACAUCUCUGUCUGAAGAAAGGAUGGCCCUCCAGGCAGAGAAGCAACAAACUGCAGAGUUAAAGACAGAAGUGGAGGAGGAGACAAAAAACCUGGAACAGAAAAUGAAUUUGUUGGCCUUUCAGCUCCAAGCUGUGCAGGACAAACAAAAAAAGAUUGAAGAAAACCGUCAGAAGAUGAACAGGGAAGCAGAGACCCUGAUCAUCAUGAGCGAAGAGUUAGAGAUGAAGAGAAGCGAGUAUUU